This is a messenger RNA of Ostreobium quekettii, 324 nucleotides long. The record is from the annotation of a GenBank genome assembly. NCBI's taxonomy places the organism in Eukaryota, Viridiplantae, Chlorophyta, Ulvophyceae, Bryopsidales, Ostreobiaceae.
UUCGCCGACAUUUUGGUGCAGAAGUCCUUCGAGCAGUACCAGACUUUCGGGUCCACCCACGGCAAGAAGGUGGUGAUCACCGAAAUCGGCUGGCCAACCUCCUCGGCGCCGUCCGAUUCGAACAUCGGCAGGCCGGACGUCGCCGCGGCCUUCCUGAGGAAGUGGGCGGCCUUUGCGGCUGAGCACGGGAUCGAGUACUACUGGUUUGAGCUGUUCGACUCGAGCUGGAAGAAGGCGACCCUGCCCCACGAGCCGGCCAGCAUGUCGGAGUUUAACUGGGGCCUCAUCCGGGACGACCACCUGACGGACAAGGGCCUCAUAUGA